Messenger RNA from Hyla sarda, 4181 nucleotides. RefSeq names its product splicing factor 3b subunit 3 (gene SF3B3). Gene Ontology annotation, cellular component: nucleus; U2 snRNP. The coding region runs from base 258 to 3911 and encodes 1217 amino acids. Lineage: Eukaryota; Metazoa; Chordata; Amphibia; Anura; Hylidae. The transcript has 26 exons. The record is from RefSeq and is a predicted model, not a curated record. Gene Ontology annotation, molecular function: U2 snRNA binding; protein binding. Gene Ontology annotation, biological process: mRNA splicing, via spliceosome.
GGCAGCUGCUCGGGGACCUAUUGAAGGGCCCGUGGUCUAGAGCGGCGCGAAAUGGCGGUGGAGUGAACGUGGCUGCAAUCCGGCCAAUAUCUCCGCCAUCAGUCCCCCUCUAGAGCCCCGCUUCUCAACUGUACAUCCAGUGCCUCCCCCCUGCUCCAGCCCCGCAGCCGGAUACUGGGUGGUAAGGAUCCCGGCCACGAGGGUAGCCUCAAGGUUGUUCUGUUUCCACUCGACACUGAUAUCGGGCGGCUGACACCAUGUUUCUCUACAACAUCACCCUGCAGAGAGCCACUGGCAUCAGCUUCGCCAUCCAUGGAAACUUCUCAGGAACUAAACUCCAGGAAAUUGUUGUUUCCCGGGGAAAGAUUGUGGAGCUGCUUCGCCCUGAUGCCAACACUGGUAAAGUGCACACACUGCUCACAGUGGAGGUAUUUGGCAUCAUCCGUUCCCUCAUGGCGUUCCGCCUAACUGGUGGCACCAAGGAUUACAUUGUGGUAGGCAGCGACUCUGGGCGCAUCAUUAUCCUAGAGUACCACCCUUCUAAGAACAUGUUUGAGAAGAUUCAUCAAGAGACAUUUGGAAAGAGUGGAUGCCGCAGGAUUGUGCCCGGGCAGUUCUUGGCUGUUGACCCCAAGGGCAGAGCAGUAAUGAUAAGUGCCAUAGAGAAGCAGAAGCUGGUGUACAUCCUGAACAGAGAUGCUGCUGCACGGCUCACCAUCUCCUCCCCCUUGGAGGCUCACAAGGCCAACACCUUGGUGUAUCAUGUGGUGGGGGUGGAUGUGGGCUUUGAGAAUCCCAUGUUUGCCUGCCUAGAGAUGGACUAUGAGGAAGCUGAUAAUGAUCCUACUGGGGAAGCAGCUGCCAACACUCAGCAGACCCUGACCUUCUAUGAGCUGGAUCUUGGUCUGAACCACGUAGUGCGCAAAUACAGUGAGCCCCUGGAGGAGCAUGGCAACUUCUUAAUUACUGUUCCUGGAGGCUCAGACGGCCCCAGUGGGGUGCUGAUUUGUUCUGAAAACUACAUCACAUACAAGAACUUUGGGGAUCAGCCAGAUAUUCGUUGUCCCAUCCCAAGGAGGAGGAAUGACCUGGAUGAUCCUGAGAGAGGGAUGAUUUUUGUCUGCUCAGCCACACACAAAACAAAGUCCAUGUUUUUCUUCCUGGCCCAGACAGAGCAGGGAGACAUCUUCAAGAUCACACUGGAAACGGAUGAGGACAUGGUUACAGAAAUCCGGCUGAAAUACUUUGAUACUGUUCCAGUGGCAUCUGCAAUGUGUGUUUUAAAGACUGGCUUCCUCUUUGUGGCAUCAGAAUUUGGGAACCAUUACCUUUACCAGAUUGCUCACCUGGGUGAUGACGAUGAGGAACCAGAGUUCUCCUCCGCCAUGCCUCUGGAGGAGGGAGAUACUUUCUUCUUUCAGCCUCGGCCUCUGAAGAACCUGGUGCUGGUUGAUGAGCAGGACAGUCUUUCCCCCAUCAUGAGCUGUCAGAUUGCCGACUUGGCCAAUGAAGACACUCCUCAGUUGUACGUGGCGUGUGGACGAGGUCCACGGUCCUCUCUCAGGGUCUUGAGACACGGACUUGAGGUCUCUGAAAUGGCCGUCUCUGAGCUACCCGGUAACCCCAAUGCUGUGUGGACUGUAAGGAGACACAUUGAAGAUGAGUAUGAUGCAUACAUCAUUGUAUCCUUCGUGAACGCCACCCUGGUACUUUCUAUCGGUGAAACUGUAGAAGAAGUGACAGAUUCUGGAUUUCUGGGAACAACCCCAACCCUGUCCUGUUCUCUGUUGGGUGAAGAUGCCUUAGUCCAGGUCUAUCCUGAUGGAAUCCGGCACAUUCGAGCAGACAAGAGAGUCAAUGAGUGGAAAACGCCUGGGAAGAAGAUGAUUGUGAAGUGUGCAGUGAACCAGCGGCAAGUCGUGAUCGCUCUCACCGGGGGAGAGCUGGUGUACUUUGAGAUGGACCCUUCAGGGCAGCUAAACGAGUACACAGAGAGGAAGGAAAUGUCUGCGGAUGUCGUGUGUAUGAGCCUGGCCAAUGUCCCUCCAGGAGAGCAGCGAUCUCGAUUCCUGGCAGUUGGGCUGGUGGACAACACUGUCAGAAUAAUCUCUCUGGACCCAUCAGAUUGUCUUCAGCCUCUCAGUAUGCAGGCUCUUCCCGCACAACCGGAGGCACUGUGUAUCGUCGAGAUGGGAGGUGCAGAAAGGCAGGAUGAACUCGGUGAGCGAGGCUCCAUUGGUUUUCUUUAUCUUAACAUUGGCCUUCAGAAUGGAGUGCUGCUCAGAACAGUUUUGGAUCCGGUAACAGGUGAUCUGUCUGAUACGAGAACUCGCUAUUUAGGGUCCCGUCCAGUCAAGUUGUUCCGUGUAAGAAUGCAAGGUCAAGAGGCUGUUCUGGCCAUGUCCAGUCGUUCUUGGCUCAGCUAUUCCUACCAGUCUCGUUUCCACCUUACUCCUCUGUCCUAUGAGACUUUGGAGUAUGCAUCUGGCUUUGCUUCAGAACAGUGUCCAGAGGGCAUUGUAGCUAUUUCAACUAACACUCUGAGAAUUUUGGCACUGGAGAAGUUGGGUGCAGUGUUUAACCAGGUGGCUUUCCCUCUCCAGUACACACCACGAAAGUUUGUGAUUCAUCCUGAAAGUAACAAUUUGAUUAUCAUUGAAACUGACCACAAUGCUUACACAGAAGCUACCAAGGCUCAGCGUAAGCAGCAAAUGGCAGAGGAAAUGGUAGAAGCUGCAGGAGAAGAUGAAAGGGAGCUUGCAGCCGAGAUGGCAGCUGCAUUCCUCAAUGAAAACCUGCCAGAGUCCAUCUUUGGGGCACCAAAAGCUGGAAAUGGUCAGUGGGCAUCAGUUAUCAGGGUAAUGAAUCCUAUCCAGGGAAACACUCUGGACCUUGUACAGUUGGAGCAGAAUGAAGCUGCCUUCAGCGUGGCAGUGUGCCGAUUCAGUAACACUGGAGAUGACUGGUAUGUCUUGGUUGGUGUUGCUAAAGACCUUAUACUGAACCCUCGCUCUGUGGCUGGAGGGCUGGUUUAUACUUAUAAGCUUGUGAACAAUGGAGAGAAGCUGGAGUUUGUGCACAAGACCCCUGUAGAAGAGGUUCCAGCUGCGAUUGCUCCUUUUCAAGGUCGGGUCUUGAUAGGAGUUGGCAAACUUCUGAGAAUAUAUGAUCUGGGAAAGAAGAAGCUUUUGAGGAAGUGUGAAAACAAGCACAUUGCAAACUUCAUUGUGGGCAUACAGACCAUUGGACAGCGCGUAAUUGUGUCUGACGUACAGGAAAGCUUCAUAUGGGUGCGCUACAAACGAAAUGAAAACCAGCUGAUCAUAUUUGCUGAUGAUACGUAUCCACGUUGGGUUACCAACGCAUGUCUGCUGGAUUAUGAUACUGUAGCUGGUGCUGACAAGUUUGGAAACAUUUGUGUGGUCCGACUACCUCCUAAUAUAAAUGAUGAUGUUGAUGAAGAUCCGACUGGUAACAAGGCUUUAUGGGACAGGGGGCUGCUGAAUGGAGCCUCUCAGAAGGCAGAGGUGAUUGUGAACUACCAUGUAGGAGAGACUGUGCUGUCCGUACAGAAGACAACACUCAUCCCUGGAGGCUCAGAGUCUCUAGUCUACACUACGUUAUCUGGCGGCAUUGGCAUUCUUGUCCCAUUUACUUCACAUGAGGAUCAUGAUUUUUUCCAGCAUGUAGAGAUGCAUCUGCGCUCCGAGCACCCCCCUAUCUGUGGACGAGACCAUCUCAGCUUCCGCUCCUAUUACUUUCCUGUGAAGAAUGUGAUUGAUGGUGACUUAUGUGAACAGUUUAAUUCCAUGGAGCCAACAAAGCAGAAAAGUGUGGCUGAGGAGCUAGAUAGAACGCCACCUGAGGUCUCCAAGAAGCUGGAAGACAUACGUACACGAUAUGCUUUCUAAGAGACCACCAGUGUCUCCUGCCUGUGACCACACCACAAGGUGUUACUUCCCAGUCAGUGUCUGCACAGUGAUUUGUUGUGGUGAUGGAUCCUGCAUGCAGCAGGGGCAGCUUGAUCUCACCUGAACAGUGACAUUCAUUCUGUUUUAAACACAAAAUUUCACUUUAACUCCUGCCCUUCGACUUUGUAAAUAUAUUUGUAAAAUGAUUUUUUUUUUUUUUUUUUAAAGUCUUUUGGCUAAAUGUUCGUCUAAGCCCAGAGGCUGGCAUAA